CGGAUAGAAAUUGGAUGAAUAAAGUCAUCUUAACACUUACGAUAAUUGCAAUAACCUAUGCAACUUAAGUAGAAAUGAAAGCCUAGCAUUUUAGAACUCGAGAGAGCAGUAUUUAUUUUGUAUUUAGUUCAAGGCUUAAGCUUUUAAGAUGCCAAUGAUAUAAAUACAAAUAAAUUCACCUGCUAAAUGGGAUUUGAUUUCUAUGAUUACACUAUCGUAGAGUUAUCUAAAUGGGCUGAUAUUAUUGAACAUCGAGAUUAAUUACAAAGGGAUUUAACCAUUAUUGACUAAAUUAUUAAAUUGGUUGACAAAGCAAAGCAUAUUGAUGAUAGCAAAUAAUAAAGUAUGUAUUUGAAACAUUUAGGAAUGUUCUUGCAAAUAACUGGAAGCCUUUAAAAUUCCUUAUUAGAAAUGUCUCUUGCUUAAUUAAAUCAUUAAUGGGCAAGAGGAAAUCUAGAUUAAUGUAUAGAAUAUAUGAGAUAAUUCUAAAACACUGUAGGUUAUACAGAGCGAGUUGCUAUGGCAAAUAGAAUUAUGGAUUAUUUAGAGAACAUGAAAUAUUAAUUAAAUAGAAAUUUAAAUGAAUGCUCUUAAUUUAAAUAACCAACAAGAUUGAGACAAAAAAUAAGAGACUUAUAAAUGAAAAAAAGAGAGUGCUAGGAGAAUUAUAAUAGAAAUAAUCGAAGAGAUAUUACUAACUAAUAAGCAUAAAAUAAAUAAAAGAAUUAUGAAUAAGAAUAUCGCUAUAGUUAAAGUUCAUCAAUUAAUUAAUAAGAUAUCACUAAAAUUAAACCCAAUAGAUAUUAACCAUACAACAGAUAACCUAUUUUUUAUAAUGAUGAUGAAGUGUGCCCUCAGGGAGAAGAGGAUGACUCCCCAAAAAAUUAAACAGAAGAGUAGAAUGAGGAAAAACCGGAGGGAGAUUAAAAUGAGGAAAAACCGGAAGAAGAUCCUAAAAAUGAGUCGCCAGAGGAGUAAAGUAUUGAGAUAGAAUAAAGUCCAGAUAGUAAUUAAAUUCUAGGAGAAGAGGAUGAAUAAAAAUAAGAAAAUGAUUCCGAUUAAAAAGACAAAAAGCCAAGAGAUAUCAUAAUAGAAAGGGAAUUUGGCCCAGACUCUGAACAUCAAAAUAAUUUUGAUGAGCCUGAAGAAUGCACAGCUGAUGAAGAAACUCAACUAGAAGCAGAUCCUUCUACCAAUAAUAAUUCUGAACAAACUUAGCAAUAAUUAAAUGAAAAACCUGAAGAUUAAGAACUAGAUGAUUAGAAUGAAUAAGAGGGUAAAUAAGAAGAAAAUUAAUAAGAAGAAGAUAAAUAAUAAGAAAAAGAAAAAGAAUAAGAGGAAGAUAAAUAAUAAGAAAAAGAAUAAGAAGAAGAUAAAUAAUAAGAAAAAGAAUAAGAAGAAGAUAAAUAAUAAGAAAAAGAUAAAGAAUAAGAGGAAGAUAAAUAAUAAGAAAAAGAAAAAGAAUAAGAGGAAGAUAAAUAAUAAGAAUAAGAUAAAUAAUAAGAAAAAGAAUAAGAAGAAGAUAAAUAAUAAGAAAAAGACAAAGACAAAAACAAAAAUGUUCCAUUAGAGAUUCCUCCGGAUGAUGAUGAAGAACCUGUUGAAGGGGAAUUAGUGAAAACUGAAGGUGUUGGAGCUUCUUCAGAUGGCAGAAUAGGGAAUUAGUAAACAUAAUAAUAAAAUUCGUAAGAAAAAAAUAAAUAAUAAGAAAAAGAAAAAGAAAAAGAAGAAACUAAAAAAUAAGAAAAAGAUAAAAACAAAAAUGUUCCAUUAGAGAUUCCUCCGGAUGAUGAUGAAGAACCUGUUGAAGGAGAAUUAGUGAAAACUGAAGGAGUUGGAGCUUCUUCAGAUGGCAGAAUAGGGAAUUAGUAAACAUAAUAAUAAAAUUCAUAAGAAAAAAAUAAAUAAUAAGAAAAAGAAAAAUAAAAAUAAUUAAGGGACGAAGAUGAAAAAACCAAUAAAAAAUAAGAUGACUAAUAAGAAAAUGAAUAAAAUGAUUAACCUGUGAAAGAGAAUGAUGAUGCAAGUGAAGAAGAUAUUUAUGAAUAAGUUGAAGUAGAUGAAACCGAUGAUAAGGGAGGAAUCAGAAAAGUUAAAAGGAUAGUGAAAAGAAGAGUAAAAAAGACAAAGAAAACGAGUGGAUAAAAUAGUGAAUCUAGUAAAUCUUAAUCAUCGAGUACAAAAAGUUAAUCAACAAUAAGUAGUUAAUCUAAAAAAGCUACUGGAAGUACAGCAGAAAACAGGAAUAGAUAAUCAACAAAUAAUGAAACCUCUAAGUAGGAAGCAUCAAAAUCUGAACAAAAAACUUCUUAAGAAACUUAACAAAGCUAAAAGCAAAUUUAAACAUAACAAGCAGAAAGUGAAAAAGCUAGAAAAACCAAUUAAUAGGAUGAGAACAAAUCAACUCAAUAAAAAUAGGAUGAAACAACAUAAAACUAAUUGAAAGGUAAUGAUGAUGCGAGUGAAGAAGAUAUUUAUGAAUAAGUUGAAGUAGAUGAACCUGAUGAAAAGGGAGGAAUUAGAAAAGUUAAAAGGAUAGUGAAAAGAAGAGUGAAAAAAAUUAAAAAGGCAAGCGGGUCACAAACUGAAACUAGUAAAUCUUAAUCAUCGAGUACAAAAGGUUAAUCAACAAUAAGUAGCCAAUCUGAUAAAGCUAUUGGAAGUAGUUCUUCUACUUCAACAAAAAAUCAAUCUUCUCAAUAAGAAUCAUAAUCCUCUGACUAUAAGCCUCCUAGAUAUGGAGAUGACGCAAGUGAAGAAGACAUCUUUGAAUAAAUUGAAGUAGAUGAACCAGAUGAAAAAGGUGGAGUUAGAAAAGUAAAAAAAAUGGUUAGAAGAAGAGUUAAAAAGACAAAAAAAAUAAGUGGAGCAUCAGGAGCAUCAGGAUCAUCAUCGACCUCAUCUAAAAAAUCUAGCUCAUCUAGCUCAUCAAGUGCAGCCAGUUCAUCUAGUUCAUCAAGUUCAGCAAGUUCAUCUAGUUCAGCAAGUUCAUCUAGUUCAGCAAGUUCAGCAAGUUCAGCAAGUUCAGCAAGUUCAGCAAGUUCAUCAAGCUCAUCUAGUUCUUCAGGUUAAGCAAGCAGAACCAAUCGUGGAAGUAAUUCAUAAUAAUCUUCUUAAAGCAUUUCAAAUACUUAAUAAUAAACUGAGUAAGAAGUUUCAAGUAAAUCAAAAGUUAGUCAAUCAGUAGCAGAUAGAUUAAGUUAAAAAUAUUCUGAAGCUGAAUCAAGAGAGUAGGUAUCGAGUUCUGCAUAAGAUUCCAGAAGUGUUUCAAGCAGUGGAAACUAAAAGUAAGUUGUAUCAGGAGGGUCAUCCAGCAGUUCAGUCAGCAGUUCAUCCAGCAGUGCAGCCAAAAGCUCAGCCAGUAAAUCAAGCAGUAGUUCAAGUAGUAGUUCUAGCAGUAGUAGCACUAAAAAAGGAAGCUCAAGCAGCACUUUUAAUACAGGAGCCUCUUAAAGUCAAAGUAGUAGGUAAGCAUCUUCUUCAUCAAGCAUUAAAUAAUCAUCAUCAAAAGGUUCUUAAGAAUCUAGUAGCAGCAAAUCAUAGAAAAAAGUUGUUUAAAAUGAGGAUGGAGAAGAAGUUUGGGAAGAAAUUUCUGUAGAGGAGGUAACAGAAUACACAAUAGAUUCUGAAGGGAAUAUGAAAGUUAUUUCUUAGACAAGUACUUAAAUUCCAAAGACUAAAGCAUACUACCUAAAUUCGAUAGGUAACUAAUAAAUCGAUCUGGAUAUUGAGCAAAAUGAUAGUAAUAGUUUGAUAAAUUCUUCAGAAGAUUCUUAAACUAAUUUUACUUCUUAUGAUGAUUCUACAAAUGAUUAAGGUGAUUAAGGCAAUGAUUAUCUCUAUGAAAAAGAUGGAGAUAAAUAAGAAUAUACUGAACAAGAAAAUGAAUAAUGGUUGGAAGAAGAUAGACUUAAUAAUGAUGAAGAGUAUUAAAGUGAAAUAGAUUAAAAUCUAUAAUUAGAAAAUGAUUAAGACUAUAUUUAUUAUGAAAUAGAAGGAGAUUAGAUAAUAUAUUAUGAAUAUGAUCCUGAGAUGAAUGUUUAUCAUAAAGUGAAUAUGAUUGAUCCGGAAUAAAAAAAAUCACUUAUAAUUUAAGAUUCUUAAUUUGAUGAUUUAUUAGAUAAUGUUAUAGAUGAGAAUAAGGAUUAGAAAACAUUGCCAACAGAUUAGAUAAGUGGAUAAGAUUCAAUAAAUAAAUAAGAGCAAAAAGAUUAAAAAGAUGAAUCGAAGGUUGAUGCUAAACAAAAAGUGCCAUCAGAAAACUCUGUUAAAGAAAAAUCUUCAUCUGAUUAAGUCAAGUCUAAUGAUACUCAAAGCUAAUCUGAAGUUGAAAAUAAAGUUGAUAAAGACGAAUAAAAAUAAUAAGAAGGUCAAAAGAAAGAUUUGGAUUAGAAUAAUGAUAAAAAAGUAUAAAAUUAGGAAGAUUAAACAAAAUAAAACAUAGGAAAUGUGGUUAAUGAUCUUUUAAAAGAGGAAAAAGUUAAAAUCGAUAGUAUAGGUUUUGAAAAAAAUCAAGUGGAAGUCAAGGAUGAGAAAUCUUUAAAAAUUUAGUCAUUGAAAGAAGAGUUCAAUCCUAAUGAACCAACUUAAUAUGAACCACCAAAACAUAAAGUUAAUACUAGGCCAAAGACAGAAAAGGUCAAUAUACCAGUUUUUACAAAAUAUGUCAAAUCUUCCUAUGAUGGUAAUGUUGCUGAAUAAUUUGAAUUUGCGGAUAGAGAGCUACUUUAGGAUUCCGAUGAAUAUGGAUAUGGAUUUUGGAUUAGAUAUACUUCAAAUGCACCAAAAACCCAUGUAAGAAAACCAGAAACCUAUUACUUCUUAUCUCGACUAACUUCAAAUCAAGAAUAUAAGGACUUGACUUAUUAUGGGGACAGAACCUUAGCCAUAUUUAUGAUAGAGAAUUCCUUUGUUUUUUCAACUUAUGAUCAUUAAGAAAAGAAAAAAGUGAAAGAUUAAGUUGUGGCUUUAAAUGAAGAUUUAGAAAGCAUGUGGUAUUUCAUCACAUUUUCUUACAGCACUGCUAAAAAAGCAGCAGUAGGAUAUGUGAUUGGUUAUGGAGAAAAUAAUAAAAUUUUAAGGAGUGAAAUCUAAUGCAGACAUGUACCUCCUCAAUACUUUAAACUAAUAAUUGGUGGAAAACAUAUGUCAUAUGAAGGAUUAAAUGGUCAAUUUGCAAAUAUAUUUUAUGAUAUUGAUGCUCCAGCCUUUAUAGACACAGAAGCUAAAAUUAGAGAAAUUAUAAAGACUAUUUCAAACAUUCCUUAAUAAGUUACAAAUUUAAUAGAUUUAGAAGUUAUCUCAACUCCAUAAUUAUUUAAUGCAAAUACAGCAAGUGAUUCUGUUAUCUUAGAUCCAUAAGAAUCUUAAUUAAUAAUUGAAGAAUACAGUGUUGCAGCCUGGUUUAGAUGGAUUGAUGACUUAAAGGUUGAUAGUGAAAAUACUUUUUAAAUCUUUAAUUUAAGAUCAAACGAAAAGAAAUCUUAAGGAAAAGGAAUUUUAGGAGACAGGUCUUUAGAAAUGCAUUAUAUUUACGGAGGAGGAUCUAAAAGUUCUGUGUACUUUAAUACCUAUACAAUUGAAGGUAAUAAAGCAAAAGGAUCAAUAUAUUUAUCAAAAACAGUUUAAUCUCCUAAUUAUAUAUGGUAAUAUGGCUAUAUGGCUUAUGAUAACGAUAAAAUGAAAGUGUAUGGAGCAUUAAUAAGACCAGGAAAAUCUGAUGAAAUUACUUUCGAUCCAAUUUAACAUAAAUUGAUUACAAAAUUAUAUUUUACUUUGGGGGGAGAUGAUUAUAUUUCACCAUUUAAUGGUAAAAUUGGGUAUGUAGGAGUCUACUUAGGACCUGGGGCAUACAGAUAAGCACUUAAUUUUGGUUAAUAGUUUUAAUAUGGAGAUGGUGCCAUGAAUGUAUUUUAAUUAAUCAAACCAAUACAAUAUAAAGAAGAUGCAUUAGACCCUAAUGUAGUAAGAGAUUGUGCAUAUGAUGCAGAAAACGCAUUAGUAGAUAAGAUUCUGAUUCAUGAUGAUGAGAAAUUAAGAAUAAAUGGUUAAAGUGAAUAUUCAUUUGGAAUGUGGACUAGAUGGUUGAGUACAAUGCCUAAAUAUUUAGUAUAAAGAGGAGCAGUUCAUAAUAUUGCUAGAUUGGGUACAGAGCCAUAUUUGAUUGAAUAAGUUGAUGGUAAAUUAAAAAGAGCAAAUACUAGAGCAUAAACAGUAAAGGAUUAAACUCUCGCAGUGACCUUAAGCAAAGAAGCAUAUGAAUUCUAUACUUAUAAUACUAAGGAUUAAAUAGCAUUUACAAAAUUAGAAGGAUAGUGGAAUUAUAUUUACUUUGGAUAUAAAAGAUUUGGAGAUAAGGGCACAGCAAGAGGAUAUGUCUAAUUUGGUGUAGAUGGAGAAAUUAAGGAAGUUUCUUUUGAUAUUUUCCACGAUUACAUUCUGGAAUAUGUUGAAUUUGUAGUUGGUAAAUCUUAAGCUCCAUUCUUUAAUGGUCAAAUGACUAAGAUUCAAUGUUCGAUUGGACCAGGAGCAUUUGUGUCAACUUCUGAUAAUCUAAGGCUAUAUACUUAAAAUACUUUGCCAGAAAAAGCUUAAAUACAUCCAGUCUCAAGAUAAACUCAAUAAUUAAUUGGUACACCAGUAAAUGAGCCUUCUAAUUAAUUUUAAUUUGAUAAAUUCUAAGGAGCUCAGGAAUAUGCUAUUUCUGGUUGGGUUAAAUGGAGUGGUGUACAAAAGAUUGGUAAAGUGUCUCACAUUAUCACAAUGGCUUAAAAGAGGUUGGCUGAUUUAGAUGGAAAAAACGAGGAAACUCUAAAGAUUCGAAGAUCAGAUAUAUCAUAUCUUUACUCUACUUAUAAUUGUAAAGGUGAAGAUUGUUCUUAAGUAAUAGUAAAAGAAUAGUAAUUUGGUGAGUAUUGGGAUUAAUGGACUUAUGUUUAUUUUGGUUAUUCAACUCCAUUAAAGAAGGCAUUCGGUUAUAUCAAAUAUAUAUUUAAUGAUGAUAAGUUUUUGUUAGAUGAUAUUAAUCAUUUUUAUUUGGCUGUUUUUAGUAUAAUAAUUGGAAAUGAAUAAGAUAAAUUUUAAGGAUAAAUUAAAACAUGGGUAAUUAAUAUUGGAUAAGGAUCUUUUAGAGAAGGUGGAUUUGAAAGUGAUGAAAAUAUUAAAGUACAUUUUGGAUUUAUAAGUGGAACUGAUCAUAUUAAAUUAUAAUAGGCAGGAUAAGAAGCUCAUCAUGAAGAAUAAGUUCUUGAAUGUUCAGCAAAUGGUAAAGAAGUUCCUUUGCAUGUAUAAUUUGAAUAAAGUGAUAAAUUAAAUCUUUAAGGAGUAAGUGAAUAUGGUUAUGGAUUUUGGGCUAGAUUUUAACAUUUUGCAAAUAAAGGUGUAUUAUAUUAGUAACCAUAAUGGAUGGGUAUGGCUAGAUUGACUAGUUAAAAAGAUUAUAAAGAUUUUGAUCAACCAGGAGAUAGAGUUUUAUUGGUUUUGAUGGGUAAGAAUGUUUAUCAUUUUUCAACUUAUAAUGUACAACCACCUUCAAACAAUGUGAAUGGAAAUAUACCUUAUGCAUUAGAAUCAGAAAGUGAAUGGACAUACAUUUAUUUUAGUUAUAAAAGAAUUUCUUAGACAUUAGGACAUGCAGUAGCCUUCACUUCAUUUGGAGAAAUCACCCCUGGAAUAUAAAUGGAUGUAGUACAUAAUUUACUCUAAAAUUAUUUGUAAUUAACAAUAGGACAUGCUGGUAAAUAUUAUCCAAACUUUAAUGGGCAAAUCACUACAGUAAGAUUCAAUUUAGGACCUGGAGCAUUUAUUGAAAAUACAGCAGGAAUUAUGGCUAGAAUUAAGAAUAAGGAUCCAAAACCAGAUAUUUUGUCAGUUCCUAAAAUUUAUGAAUUAUUUGUUGGUAAAUAGGACGCUUAAAAACUUAAAAUUGAUAACCCUGUCAUUAUUGAUUAAGAAGCGAGAGAAUAUUCAGUUUAAAUGUGGUUCAGAUGGUUCAAGACACCAGUAAAGCUCAAUUAAGUGAUUUAUAGAUUAUCAGCUAACAGAGCAGAAAAUGAUGCUUAAAAGAUUGGUGAUAAAGUAUUAAUGUUAUCUCAUAUUGGAACUGCUUUAUUUAGUACUUACACUUUAUAAGAUUCAAUAAUGAAUGUUCCUUUUGAAUGUAACAUACCUAAAUAAUCACUUGAAAUUUGGAGUUUUGCUUAUUUUGCAUAUUCAAAGAAGGAAAGAAAAGUUUAAUAUUAUUUGAAAGCUGAUGCUCAUGAAAAUAAAGGAUUGGAACCUAUAUUACAUGCUGUAUCUUCUAAGUUUUGGUUGUAUGUAGGAAGAGAUGGUUUAUUGGAGAAUUUUAAUAGUAGAGUAGCAUAAUUAACAUUGAAUUUUGGUGAGGGUUCUUUUCGUAAAGAAAACUUUUUGUAAUUACCUAUUUAUUUACUAUCUACUAAAUUAUUCUCAUAAGAAAAGAAGAAUAAUUGGGAAAAUGCAGGGAAGAUAGUACUUGGUUAAUCUUAAACUAUUAAAUUUGUAGAUGAACCAGAUAAACCAAUUGAAUCCAUGUAAGAAUAUAGCAUAGGAUUUUGGUGCAGGUUUUUAUAAGCAUGGCCUGAAAGAUAAUAUAAAUUAUAAUAGGAAAUGUAAUUAGUUAGAUUAACAUCAAAUGAAUAAAUAGAAGUUGGUAAAGUAGCUAUGGGAGAUAGAAUAUUGGCUUCCCAUAUUGUUUAAGGUCAUUAUCAAUUUUCUACUUAUGAUUUAAAUGAUGAUGCACCUAAUGAAUUAAGAACAAUAGCUUAUUCUAAAUUAGAGGGAUAAUGGAAUUAUAUUUAUAUGGGUUAUUAGAGAGUGAGUUAAUAAGCUUCAUAUUUUGUAUAUGAUGGAAAAGAUAUAUAGUAAAUAAAAAAUUAAGAUUUAUUGCAUAAGCCAUUAGGAGACUUUGUUAUUUUACAUAUUGGAGGUGAACCAGAUAUUCCAGGAUUCUAAGGACUAAUGUGUAAGAUGGCAGUCAAUUUUGGAGUUGGAUCAUUUUAUGGAUUGGUAGAAGAUGUAAAGAAAACAAUUGAUAAUUCUUAUGCUCUUGAUUAGUAAUUGACUGUUGACUUUAUUCAUAAAGAAAAGCAUGGGUAAUAAGAAUUAAUUGGUAAAUUCGAAACUGUAGCUGAUGAUGUUGGAGGUGCUGAAUUAAGAGGUGAUACUUGGUCAUAAGUUGGAGAAUAUUCAAUUAGUGGUUGGCUCAAAAUUGCCGAAAUUAAAGGAUAAAAUGCUAACGAUUGUUAAAUUUUAUUUAGAGUUACUAAUAAUGAUAACGCACAUUUAAAUGAUAAACGAAUUCAAGGAGAUAGAACACUACAUGCCUCUAUUUGUGUGGAUUCUAUUAAACUAUCCACUUAUACCAUUCAUGGAUUGAAAGAUUGGAAUGAGGCCAAAUUCUUAGAAGAAAAGGUGGAACUAGGCCAUAAUAAAAAGGCAUGGAUAUAUAUUUAUAUGGGAUAUAAUGAAGACAUAUAAGAAGUACAUGCUUUAUUACAUCUAUUUGAUUAAGACAAACCUCUUAUUUUUAAAGGAGUUUAACAUUAUGUACCACAUUAUACUGCAAUCUACGUAGCCAAAGAUCCAUUUACUAAAAGAUUCUAAGGUGAUCUAUAAAAGUGGGUAGCUUAAUAUGGAUCAGGUGCUUUUGUUAGUAUUUAAAAGAGAGGUUAUGAAGAUAUCUUGACAAAUUAUAGAGCUUUGGCAACUAACUAGAAAUAUAUGUGGUUCACUAAAGAAGAUGGAGUAUUAGAAACUGAAAAAGCUAUAACAUAAGUUUUUACAACUGAAGUUGAAUCUGUUGAUGAAUAUUCUAUAGGUGUUUGGACCAGAUGGUUAAUUUCUUUUCCAACUACUCUUACUGAAAGAUAAGAAAGACAUAAUAUAUUUAGAUUCUCAUCUAAUAAGGAAGACUAAGAUAAAAGUGAAUUAGGAGAUAGAGUAUUGGCAGCAUUUCUAACACUUGGAAAUUAUGAAUUUAGUACUUAUGAUGUUCUCAAAUAAUCUAAUGCUGUUGAUGCUAAAUUACCAUACACAGAAUUAGAAGGAGCUUGGACUUAUGUUUAUGCAGCAUACAAAACUGGAUAAUUUUAUGGAAUGGUGUUGUUUAGAGAAUAAUAAAAAGCCUAACAUAUUGAAUUGUAGGUCUAACAUAAAGCUUUAACUGGAUAUUCUAAGUUUGUCUUAGGAGCUAAAGAGUUUGGAUUUAGAGGUUUUCAUGGAUGGUUAUUUGAUCCAAGGAUCUUCCUAGGUGAAGGAUCAUUCAUUAGUGAAAGUUAGAAAGUAGUUGACAUGGUACUCAAAUUGCAUCGUAAAUUACCAAUCCAACCACUUGAUGCUGAAGAUUUUAAAUGGCCUGUCUAAAUGAUAGAUACUACUGUUUCGGAUGAAAUUAACGACAAAAAAGAUAAAUUCUCAUUUGCUUUCAAUGAUAAACCAGGUUUGAUAGAAUAUUCUUAUGGGUUCUGGAUGUAAAAUGCUGUUCUAACACCUGAAUUAACAGAUGAAUAUAGAGGUCUUGUAAGAUUGUCAACAAACAAUGAAGGAUCUGAUGAAAGAUAUAUUGGUGAUAGAACUCUUACUCUAUUUACUAAGACAGAUGAGAUUGUGGCUAGUACUUACACUCUCAAAGAUCCUACAUUUGAACCAGUUACUCAUACUUUUAAACUAAUACCUUAUUAAUGGACUUUUGUUUAUUUUGGCUACAUUCCUGGAAAGGCAAGAGCCUAUAUUUUGGGAAUAAAGGGACCAGAUGAAUAAAUUUUGAAUGUAAAACAUGCUAUUCCAAAUGCUUUCUAUCUUCAUUUAAUUAAGGAUUAAUCACAUCCUUUGUUUUUUGUAAAUUAUUUUAUUUAAUUUUAGGGAAAAUUCUAUGGAUUUAAAUUGUUAUUUGGAUAAGGCAGCUAUUUGGCCAAUCCUUAAGAAAUGAUAGAAAAAUGGCCUUAUGAUCCUAAAGCUCUGCCACAACCUUCUAAAUAAGAGGAAAAAAUCUUAUCACUAAAUUCAGCUAAAGUAGAUAGGGCAUAAAAUAAAGAUCAUGAAAAAUUUUAAGAAUGAUUUGUUUUGAAC
Molecule: messenger RNA, 11088 nt
Organism: Paramecium primaurelia
Lineage: Eukaryota; Ciliophora; Oligohymenophorea; Peniculida; Parameciidae
Source: the annotation of a GenBank genome assembly